Messenger RNA from Rhinolophus ferrumequinum (greater horseshoe bat), 2696 nucleotides. It is a transcript of the gene SIRAL2, whose product is annotated as family with sequence similarity 118 member A. Lineage: Eukaryota; Metazoa; Chordata; Mammalia; Chiroptera; Rhinolophidae. The record is from RefSeq and is a predicted model, not a curated record. Bases 381 to 1598 code for a protein of 405 amino acids. The transcript has 12 exons.
CCCCGCCCAGCGCGAGCGGCGCGCGGCCGCCGGAGCCGUCGGAGACUUGGUGGGCCGCUGGGCAGGAGGAGGCUCCGGGUGCGCGAGCUCCGACCAUCAUCUCCGCUGCGCCGCAGGGACCUGUGGCUUUUUCCACACAUUCUGGGCGCGUCUUACCUCAUCACUCUGUGGCUCACCGAAAGGGGAGUUAAAAGCCAGCCUGUGGAGCUUUGGACGUCCAAGGGGAGGCCUGGCACCUCGGGAGACUUACUGAGAAGUGUCACGUGCCGCCCGCAAUACAGUACUCGGUGCCGGAGAGAACACACUACCUCCCCUGAAAACCUGGGUUCUGCCUUUCCUUUGUUGUGCGUUGGUCGCUUUCUUCCUUUGUGGAUUCACAGAUGGAUUCAGUGGAAAAGACACCAAAUAGAAGUGAACAAAAAUCAAGUAGAAAGUUUUUAAAAAGCCUCAUCCGGAAGCAGCCGCAGGAGCUGCUGCUGGUCAUUGGAACUGGCGUCAGUGCGGCGGUGGCCCCGGGCAUCCCUGCCCUCUGCUCGUGGAGGAGCUGCAUCGAGGCUGUGCUGGAGGCCGCCGAGCAGCUGGAGGUGCUCCACCCUGGGGACGUGGCCGAGUUCCGCAGGAAAGUGACGAAGGACCGGGACCUGUUGGUCGUGGCCCACGACCUGAUCCGGAAGAUGUCUCCUCGGACAGGCGACACCAAGCCCAACUUCUUCCAGGACUGCCUGAUGGAGAUUUUCGACAACCUGGAGCUGCACAUCCAGAACCCGCUGGUGCUGCAGUCCAUCCUGAGCCUGAUGGAAAGGGGCACGAUGGUCCUGACCACCAACUACGACAACCUGCUGGAGCUCUUUGGGCAGCAACAGAACAAGCCCAUGGAGUCCCUGGAUUUGAAGGACAAGACUAAGGUCCUUCAGUGGGCACGAGGCCACAUGAGAUACGGCGUCCUUCAUAUUCACGGCUUGUACACAGACCCCUGUGGGCUGGUGUUGGACCCAUCGGGAUAUAAAGAUGUCACUCAGGACGCAGAAGUAAUGGAAGCUCUCCAGAACCUGUACCGCACCAAGUCCUUUCUGUUCGUGGGCUGUGGAGAGACGCUCCGUGAUCAGAUCUUCCAGGCCCUGUUCCUCUACUCGGUGCCCAACAAGGUGGACUUGGAGCAUUACAUGGUUGUGCUCAAGGAGAGCGAGGACCAUUUCUUCAAGCAGCAGGCGGACAUGCUGCUGCACGGCAUCAAGGUCGUGUCCUACGGGGACUGUUUCGACGACUUUCCGGGAUACGUGCAAGACCUUGCCAGUCAGAUCUGCAAACAGCGGAGCCCAGUACCCGGAGGACCAGGACCCCAUGUAAACCCGCGUGAGCUCGGGCUCCUGGAGCGUGCCGCUGAGCGCCUUCCCAGCCCCGCCGAGGCCCCUUUUCCAGACCUUGGCAGCUGCCGGGGGCCUGAGAGAUCUUUGGGACUUGUCAUCAACGCGGAUCAAGUGGACAGCACCACGUUGUUGGGUAAUGCCUGUCAGGACUGUGCAAAGAGGAAGCUAGAAGAGAAUGGAAUUGAAGUUGCGAAGAAGCUCAGACAAUCAGAGGAUGCUGGAGGGUCUUGAAAUCUUUAAAACCAGCCUUCUGUAACCAGUGCCGCGCCCCAACGAUGAGGAGUGUUCAGAGAACCCACUCGGACCUCUCACCUGUAAACCGCCGUGUACCCCAAGAGCCAUGUGGGGGUGUGGCCCUCAGGCUGGGGGAGAGUCCACUGUGUGACUUUCGCCGCUCGGGAGUGAAGCGCACACACUGCAGCUAGCCUUCGUGAGCACUGGUGACAACUACCUCAGGGACCAUAUUGGUGGCGGGGACGCCCGGUGUCCCGGCUCCCAUGUGACACACCCUCUGCCAGGGUGGUUUUUCCUAAUAAAAGGGGGAGAGUGAAGACUGUCCAAGCAACAGUAGUUGCCAAAGAGAAAAUAAGAAAUUAGACUCCUAAAUUUGUAAUUUUUACGUGGAAGUACGUUACCAUAGAAAACCUGUUCAAGUAUGUUUGUUACGUUGGUAAAUAGUAAAGGAGGCGUGGAACGCGAGGCGCUGACUGCUCGUGAGCGGUCCGUGUGUCAGAAGAGUGGCCGGAUCGCAGGGCGCCUAUGGAAUCACACUUGGUAUCUGCAGCUCCAGAGAACGGCAGGUCUAGCAGGGGAAGUCACGAGGAACCAGGGGCCUUUUCAGAACUGCCGUUCCGGGUGUGCAAGUCCGUCUCGGGGCUGGUGGCUGACAAAUGACCGGUGGGCACAGACCAGUUUCUAAGCUUUAGUGAGGAGUGGAAGUUCCAACCUUCGCGAGUCUGUUUGAGGUGCAGGUCCACCCUCGGCCCUCCUCUCCUAACCCUCUCCCUGGCCUGUGACGGGACCUGCAGUGAGGCAGGUAGACCUCGGGAGGGCGGCGCCCGUCACGCUUUCCGGGGUACGCUCGGCCGUGCGGGGCUUGCUGUGACAUGGCAGAGGCCCUGCCCCGGUUCCCUUGCGGAGGCUGCCUACUUUCACAUGACCUUCCUUGCCAAGCGCUAGGACACUCCCCACUGAGGGCACUGGAGCUCCCACAAGGACAGAGUUCAGAACAGGGACAGGUUGGGGCGUGUAGGGAGAGGGAUAAGCUGGGGGCCUGCUCAAGACCUUUUUCUUUUUGAAGCAUGGGGAACAAAUCUUCUGGUACUCUGG